AUUCGUGAAAAAAUGUUUUUUUUUUUUUUCGUCAAUAAUGGCUCGUGUUGUCCUUUCAUUUUAUAUCCGACAACCAUCUUUCGAAUACUUCCGAGUAAUAAAACUCUUCUCACAAUCAGUCAUAAAACUCGUAUCUGAAGUUUAUAUACGUAUAACGACGAUGGCCGAAUGGCGAAAACAGUUGUAUACGAUUUAUCGCGUUACGAGUUAUCUGCCGAAUGAAAAAGUAAUCCGAGAAUGUACUUUCAUGCAUCGCACAGCAGGUGCGUGAAAAUAAGGUAGGUAUAAUAAUUGACCCAAAUGAAUUUUAUAUGUUCGUUACUUCGUCAUUGUGUUUGAAUGAAAAUAAUUGAUCCCAGCGAUCGUCGUUAUUCAGUGCCCUAUUCUCAUCGUUUUUGAUGAAUAAUUUCCAAAAACGUUGAAAUGUCUCAAAUAUAUGCGGCAAAUAUAAUAACGUCGCGCGAUAUUUAGCUUGUAAUAUAAUAUCGACGCGAUCACGGUUCGCGGAACUUGGCUUUGCCCAUAAUAAAAUGUAAGGAAAAAUUGAGAGUAUUAUUGAAGGAACUUUCUCCAUUAUUUUCAGGCGCAAUAAACCCCAUAUCGAAAGUAUAAAGCGAUCUAACAUAAAACAGACUACGCUCUGCCUCUCUCGUUUUUAUAAAAGCGAAUAAAAACAUUUUCAUAUCAGCCUCGGCCGAGUUGCCGAUCGAGUUCCAUAGAAACAACAUUUAUACCGGCUGCGACGAUAUCGACUUUUGACGCAUGCGCAGUUUUUGCGCGAUUCCAUUUCACCACCCCACUACCACGUACAAAAACAUUUAGGAAAUUACUCCUCUGACGCCUCUGACUCUGACUGAAAAAGGAUCUAUCUAAGAAGAGUUCGGGUUCAGAGCAAGAGAAGAGAGAAGGCAGUAUUGCGUUAACAAACACAGUGUUCGCUUGUUACAUGGCGAACCGUCAGAAUAAAUUACACAAUAUUUCAAUGUUGCGGAAAACAUUUGAUUGAAUGCAUGCACCACACACCUCCUGUAUAGUAGCAUUUUUUCACCGUUUAUUUCGCAGAGCUUAUGAAAAAAGUGUGCAGCUUUUGUUAUUGUUUCGUGAUGCUUUCUUAUUUACUUUGAACCCAAGCGCUGGUGGACUCAUGGAAAUAUGCUUAUAAUUAUAGUGUAUGACGGAUGAAAGAAAAAUAAGCUGCAGUAGUGGUGGGACAUGACCACAUCGUCGAGAUACCAGUAGCGUUAUUUAUAGAAUCACGUCAGAAUAGCUGUGUGCCCUCAUUCGUCGUUCAAUUGUGAAGUUAUAAAAAUUGUUUGUUUUUAUCCACAAAAUGGAAGAUAUAUUUCAAUGGUGCCGCGAAGGAAACGCGAUGCAAGUUCGGGUUUGGCUCGAUGACACCGAGCACGACAUGAACCAAGGAGACGACCAUGGAUUCAGUCCUUUGCACUGGUGCUCCAAAGAAGGUCACUCCAAACUCGCAGAGCUAUUGGUCAGUCGUGGUGCUCGUAUUAAUGCAACGAAUCGAGGCGACGACACACCCUUGCAUCUUGCCUCGGCUCAUGGCCACAGAGAAAUUGUUCAAUUGCUGCUUAGGAACAGAGCCGAUGUUAAUGUUACAAACGAGCAUGGAAAUACGGCGUUGCAUUACGCUUGUUUUUGGGGAGAUCAGUCGGUGGCCGAAGAUCUUGUAGCUACCGGCGCGCUUGUCUCCAUUGCCAACAAGGAUGGCGAUACUCCUCUGGACAAAGCGAGAGGUCCUCUUGCAAAGAGAUUACACGAUCUUGCGGUCGAAUUUGGACAAGAUUUGAAGAAGAUUCAAUUCAAAGACCAAAGCUGGCUAGGUUUGAAAACUCGAAGUCGAGAUGCAACACUUUCGAGACACAAGGGUAUCAACAUGGCGGAUUUGUCAUUGCAUACACAUCUGGCGAGUACACCGAGCGGCGAGACUUGGCGGGGUCGUUGGCAAAACAACGACGUUGUCGCGAAAAUAUUGCAUCUACGCGAAUGCACCGCUCGCAUAUCGCGAGAUUUUAAUGAGGAAUUUCCAAAAUUAAGAAUAUUUUCGCAUCCAAAUGUUUUGCCAGUACUCGGUUGCGUUAAUCAACCGCCGCAAUUAGCAACGGUUUCACAAUACAUGGCACGAGGUAGCUUGCAUCGUCUCUUGCACGGUGGAACCGGAGUCGUUGUCGACACGGCUCGAGCUCUCAGACUCGCUCUCGAUGUUGCACGAGCGAUGGCUUUCUUGCACGGUCUUGAACGACAAAAUCGUUGUCGUUUUCAUCUCAACAGCAAACACGUUAUGAUCGACGAAGAUUUGACCGCUCGCGUUAACAUGGCUGACUCAAAGUUCUCCUUCCAAGAAGUCGGACGUAUUUACGAACCAGCCUGGAUGUCACCGGAAGCGUUGAGCAAACGUCCUGCCGAUAUAAACCUCGAAGCGAGCGAUAUGUGGAGUUUCGCGGUCUUACUUUGGGAACUUGCGACACGAGAAGUUCCAUUUGCUGACUUAUCGGCCAUGGAGUGUGGAAUGAAGAUUGCUCUGGAAGAUUUGCGAGUAAGUAUACCGCGCGGUAUAUCUCCGCAUCUCGCCAAACUGAUAAGAAUUUGCAUGAACGAGGAUCCAGGAAAGCGUCCGUCCUUCGAUAUGGUUGUGCCAAUUCUGGACAAAAUGAAACGCUAAUUACUUUCUACACUUACGGAUGUAUCUUUAAAUGUUUAUGAAAUUCACGCCUCUCGUACCCGAAAUUUCUCCACUCACAAAACUAAUUUCACGUUAGUCAUGUAAAUAAGUGUAAAUUAUUCAAUUUGCAUUUUUGUUUCAUUGGUGUUUCCCGCGGACGAAUUAUGUCGGCGAACCAUUUGAAAAAGCUUUUUGAGAGUUUUAAUAUUUUUUUCAUGCGCAUUGAAAUAAUUUCACGAGGGUAGAUCUUUUUUUAAUCAACUUUAUGAUAAUCUUCACGGUGCCUUGUCUAUCCUUGAAAUGGUAUAAAGUUCAUAUUUUCAUACACUGCGAUCCAUAACGAUGAUCCACGAAUGUUUUUCUUAUCGCGGUUGCUCCCCGAGUCUCGGACGACUUCAACCACUCCCCGAUGCUUGAAUCGAGAAUUUUUUCAACGACCAUUUUUGUAAUUGUAACGGUGUAUCGAUUUUCUUAGCCUUAAUACAACGUUAAUACAACGAGAGCACAAAAAAUUCAUUGAAUGGACGUUUACGUCAUAUAACAAUGCAAAUUUACGUGUCUCCGCCUCUAUAUUAAAACUGUUAAUAUUCAGAGAAAGUUUUAUCACAAAAUUUAAGCCAUUUUGUGAUAUAAGAGUAUUUGAAAAUCUAAUUUUUCAAUUACAGCUAUCUUCGAAAGAGUGUUAUGAAAGAUUUUGCAAAUGAAUUUCGGCCUUUUAAAAAGUUGACGUAUAAAAAAAACGAAACGUAUCUUUAAUCCUCGAAAGUUUGAAAAUCCAUUGCAUUCGUUGAACGUGAUUGAAAAAUUGGAUGCCUUCGUAUCUCCACACGAUUAAUCCAAUGUUUAUAAUAUAUAUUUUAUAUUCUAUACGCAUAGUAAAUGUAUUUUUUCAAAAAUGCUGACAAAAGAUCUGCCAUUUUGUAUGAAUGACUGAAAUCUUAACGCAUAUAUCGCGUUCUUAACGAGAAAUAAAUUCUUUUAAUAUAUAUA
This is a messenger RNA of Venturia canescens, 3670 nucleotides long. RefSeq names its product integrin linked kinase (gene Ilk). The record is from RefSeq and is a predicted model, not a curated record. NCBI's taxonomy places the organism in Eukaryota, Metazoa, Arthropoda, Insecta, Hymenoptera, Ichneumonidae. Bases 1331 to 2680 code for a protein of 449 amino acids. Gene Ontology annotation, molecular function: protein binding; ATP binding; protein kinase activity. The transcript is spliced from 6 exons. Gene Ontology annotation, biological process: signal transduction; protein phosphorylation. Gene Ontology annotation, cellular component: cytoplasm.